AUGGACUCAGCCUGUGUUGCUCAACAGGCAGCCGGAGCGGUUCAGCCUUCAUUCUACUACUACAAUCCUGAGCCGGAAUCACGCCACGGCCAACACGCCUUCUUCACUCCCCACCCAAAUGACUACGCCCAGAACCAGAUGCUGAUGGUCCAGCCUCAGAUGCCACAGCAGUACGCUCAGCAUCAUCACAUGCAACCUCAACUGCAUUUGCACCCAUCCGAUCAGCAGAACGGUGCACAGUUUAGACCUCUCAAUGCAAAGGACUAUCUAUCUACACCGAAUACGACAAGCAGCCCGUCGCCAUCUCCACAGCCAAUGCAAAUUAAGCCUAGCGUUUUCCUGCACGGCUCGCCUGCGCUCCUGUCCCUGGACACUAACUGUGGCUGGGCUGACAGCAACGGAUUCCCUUCCACCCCUCCGCUGUCGACCUCCGGUAGCAGUAUCAGUAGUCCUCCAUCGAGCUGUGGUAUGAUUCACACUCCAGUUAACGGUGACUCUUUCCGCAUGGAAGGUAUCGAGGGUGUCAAAGAGGGCUGUGAGACGGAUGUGGAACUCGAGCUCCUAGCCGACUCUCACUGGAACCGAUCUGCCUCGCCCGAGAUGACUCCUCUAUACGUUCGUCCAUUUUCGGUGCAAUCCAAUGCUGGUUUACCGCCCGCCGAGCCCAACCACCAAACCAUUAAUAGCGGCACUGAAAACGGAUCGUCGCUUACAUCAUCCUCUCGCUCACCUUCUCAUUCUCCUAACAUGACUUCUUCUCUCCUCCACGAGACGCCCACGACGUCAUUUCCCUCGCAGCAGCCCUCCAGCACCGACUUCUGUGACCCGCGCCAGCUCACCGUCGAAUGCUCGGUGCUCUCGCUGCCUGUGCCCGACUUUCCGCCACUCCCGCCACUCUCGACCGUUGACGAGGAUAGGUCUCGAUCCAUCCUGCUCGGCAACUCGCUAAACUGUAAACUCGAACAGAGCCUCACCGUUCCUGGCCUGAGCCACGACGAUUCCCUCGAGAGCUUGUCUACCUUUGAUGCCAUCUCGGAUCUCGACUCUGAAGACGAAUUUGUUAACGGCAUCGUCAAUUUCACUCCCACCGAAAACGGCUUCUUAUUAGGCGAGAAGCGUCGACGUGCCACUAGUAACGGCAACAACAACAAUACCAGCACUGCUACCACUUCUCAUGAAGACGACAUUGUAAGUGAGCAGAGCUUGGAAGAUUUGGAAGACGGUGACCUGUUUGCCCGUUCCUGUAUCCCACUUCCAGAGUUUGAUUCUGUUGACCAGUGCAACAUCGCUGGAGACAUGAGGACGAAGAAGCGAGUAUCAGCCACUGGCCGACGUAUUAAGCAACUCCCCACCGCGCCUGAGGACAGUGAUGCCGACAGCCUAGGUGCCAUCAUUCGAACUGCCCAGAACAACGUCAACAGCCGCACUUCUCACACUGACUCAUCUUCCACACAGGCUCAACAGCCAUCUGGAGCACCAAGCCACGAAAGUUCAGAGACCAACCCACAGAGCACCUCUUCGGAGACUCCCGCCCCCGCUCCCAUGGUGCCUGUCGGUCGACGUGGCCGCAAGCAGUCCCUGACUGAGGACCCAUCCAAGACUUUCGUUUGCACCCUCUGCUCUCGUCGCUUCCGCCGUCAGGAACAUCUCAAACGCCACUAUCGCUCUCUUCACACUGAAGAUAAGCCAUUCGAGUGCCAGGACUGCGGGAAGAAAUUUUCUCGUAGUGACAACCUCGCCCAGCACACCCGUACUCACGGUGGCUCAGGCAUGCCCAUGAACAUGUCAGACCAUCACCCUGAGUCAUCACCUUUCGACGACCAAGAUGCUGGAGCUCUUGGUGCUGUCCUCUAUGAAGUAGCUCAGGCUGCCGCCAACAAGUCGACGACUAGUGAAUCAUCUGAUAGUGGCCUCUCAACCCGAGAAACCCAGUCCAAUACGCCCUUUACAAACCGAAAACGCCCACUCAAGAAGCGCAAGCGUGAAACAUCCGAGUAA
Molecule: messenger RNA, 1998 nt
Organism: Microsporum canis CBS 113480
Lineage: Eukaryota; Fungi; Ascomycota; Eurotiomycetes; Onygenales; Arthrodermataceae
Product: MrgA
Exons: 2
Coding region: 1-1998 (665 amino acids)
Biological process (GO): regulation of transcription by RNA polymerase II
Cellular component (GO): chromatin
Molecular function (GO): RNA polymerase II cis-regulatory region sequence-specific DNA binding; DNA-binding transcription factor activity, RNA polymerase II-specific
Source: RefSeq, a predicted model, not a curated record